Rotaria sordida is the source of this 1074-nucleotide messenger RNA. The record is from the annotation of a GenBank genome assembly. Lineage: Eukaryota; Metazoa; Rotifera; Eurotatoria; Philodinida; Philodinidae.
AUGCCACCAAAAAAAGGAACUACCACCAAAGCAACAACUGAAAUUGAUACUGAUCAGAAACAACAAAAAAAACAAGAUGAAGAAAAUCAACAACCGACAGAUACGGAACAAUCAAGUCCAAAGAAAGCUACAAGUGAAUCAAAAAAAUCUACCAAUACUAAAGCUGGUCAAUCACGAAAGAAAGGUGAAGCUGAAAAACUUCAACAAGAAGCAUCUGGUUUUAUUGAACGUACAAAUAAAAAAUCUGAAAUUGGUGAAGAUUCAAAUGAAGAAGAUCAUGAUGAUGAACAAUCACCAAAGAAAAAUCAUAGUUCAUCAACAACUGAAGUAAAACAAACAACUAAAACUACUACAGGUCGUGGUGGUAAACGACAACCAACUAAAAAUAUGGCAAAACAUGAUGAACAAAAUGAAGAAGAUCAAGAAAAUGAAAAAACAAGUACUUCAGCUAAACCUGCAGGUAAAGGCAAAGCUGCUGCUGCUGCUGCACAAAAAAAUAAAAAAUCUGAAGAAGAUGAACAAAAAGAUGCUGGUACCGGUGAAGAUGAAGAAGCUGAAAAUGAAAUUGAUUCACCAAGUAAAAAAACAAAAGGUAAAUCUACUCGUAAACAAGCUCAAAAAAAUAAAACAACUACUCAAGAAGUUGAAAAUGAACAAAACGAUGAAAGUGAUACAAAAAAGAAAACAGCAGCUGGUAAAAAGGGAAAAGCUCCUGGUUCAUCAAAAAAACAAACAACAUCUGAAAAUGAAGAAAUACCUAUGAAUGAUGAACUUAAAUUAUCAGAAGAUGAAGAAACUUUGGAUGAUAAAUCUAAAAGUGCAACAACAAAAAAAGGAGCAGCAAAACGAUCAGCACCAGCAUCGGGCAAAAAACCUAGUGCUAAAAAGAAAGGACAAAAUGAUGAACCGUUUGAAGAUCAUACAAAUGAUGAGAAAAAUGAAGAAGUUGAAAAUAAUACUGAAGAUGAAGCUUCAACAGCUAAACAACAGAAAAAAGGUCGUACAGCUGAUAAAGCUCCAACAUCAACGAACAAGACAAAUAAUCGUGGUGGCAAGAAACCCAAAGCUACAUAA